Molecule: messenger RNA, 1872 nt
Organism: Diceros bicornis minor
Lineage: Eukaryota; Metazoa; Chordata; Mammalia; Perissodactyla; Rhinocerotidae
Gene: RLBP1
Product: retinaldehyde binding protein 1
Exons: 8
Coding region: 340-1293 (317 amino acids)
Cellular component (GO): membrane
Molecular function (GO): phosphatidylinositol bisphosphate binding
Source: RefSeq, a predicted model, not a curated record
GCACACAAAGGAGGGCUUUGAGGUGGCUCCAGCCAGGCCCAGGCCAAUCCCCUCUCCCCUCCGGUGCUUCGCUUGCCCCAAUCUGGGCCUCCCUGUGAGCCUGAUUUAACGGGAAACUGUGGGCCAUGAGAAGUUCCUUGUGACACACUAAUCCCAGCCUGCUGACUGGACCGCGCCCCCAGCAGAGGCAACCUCCUGGCUCUCGCUCCCCAAGGACGCAGGCUCCAGGUGGCCCAAGGAGGAGCUGCCAACUGAGCAGGGAGGAGGGUGCCUGGAGACACCAGGAGGAGGAAGCAGGGCUCGUCUUUUUCUGAGGACUCUGAGUCUUCCAGAGGCAGCAUGUCAGAGGGGGCGGGCACGUUCCGCAUGGUCCCUGAGGAGGAACAGGAGCUCCGUGCCCAGCUGGAGCGGCUUACAACCAAGGACCAUGGGCCUGUCUUUGGCCGGUGCAGUGAGCUACCCCGCCAUACCUUGCAGAAGGCCAAGGACGAGCUGAAUGAGACGGAGGAGACUCGGGAGGAGGUGGUGCGAGAGCUGCAGGAGCUGGUGCAGGCGCAAGCGGCCUCUGGGCAGGAGCUGGCCCGCGCGGUGGCCGAGAGGGUGCAGGGAAGGGACAGCGCCUUCUUCCUGCGCUUCAUCCGCGCACGGAAGUUCGAUGUGGGGCGAGCCUAUGAGCUGCUCAAGGGCUACGUGAACUUCCGGCUGCAGUACCCAGAGCUCUUCGACAGACUGUCCCCGGAGGCUGUGCGCUGCACCAUCGAGGCUGGCUACCCUGGUGUCCUGUCCAGUCGGGACAAGUAUGGCCGAGUGGUCAUGCUUUUCAACAUUGAGAACUGGGACUGUGAAGAAAUCACCUUCGACGAGAUCUUGCAGGCGUAUUGUUUCAUCCUGGAGAAGCUCCUGGAGAAUGAGGAAACUCAAAUUAAUGGCUUCUGCAUCAUUGAGAACUUCAAGGGCUUUACCAUGCAGCAGGCUGCCGGGCUUCGGGCUUCCGAUCUCAGGAAGAUGGUGGACAUGCUCCAGGAUUCCUUCCCAGCCCGGUUCAAAGCCAUCCACUUCAUCCACCAACCAUGGUACUUUACCACGACCUACAACAUGGUCAAGCCCUUCUUGAAGAGCAAGCUCCUCCAGAGGGUCUAUGUCCACGGAGAUGACCUCUCCAGCUUCUUCCAGGAGAUCGACGAGGACAUCCUGCCUGCUGACUUUGGGGGCACACUACCCAAGUAUGAUGGCAAGAUUGUUGCUGAGCAGCUCUUUGGCCCCCGGGCCCAAGCUGAGAACACAGCCUUCUGAGGAUGUCUCCUGCCAUCUGACCUGUAGUUAGCAUCCCUGGGCCUCUCCUCAGCUGUUCUGGACCCAGAAGACUGGGGAAAGGGCUACCUGGGGUGACUGUGAUUCCCCUGAACCUCCCUAAGCUUGGGUGAGCUCAGGUGUCACCCUCCUCCCGAGUUGGGGGACAAUAAAGCAGGGGGAAUUCCCUUGAAUGAGAAGAAUUGGGGGCAGUUAUAUUCCUAUUGCUUCUGAAGCUUUAGGAUAGUAACUUGUGUAGGGUUGAGUUUCAAAGACUCUAAUUAAGCUUCUCAAUGAUUUCCUUUGUAACAGUUUUGCUACUUAGGGUCUGUGAAAACAGGUGGGGAGGCUGUUUAACAGUCUCUUCCCUGGCCAAAAAAAAAAAUACAAUGAAAGGAUAAAAGAGAGGGGGUAUAAGUGCAAAUGAUCUGGCAAGCACAGCAAUCUUGGCAGCCGGUAGACAGGGGAGGGGUUUUCCAUGGAGAAUUCCAGGGUGGAAGCAGCCUUGACAAGGCUCCAUUUUGGGGUGGCCUUGUCCCUCAGUCAGGUGCACUCUGAUGUGUGCAUGUGCAGUGAUGGUCA